Messenger RNA from Nematolebias whitei (Rio pearlfish), 4016 nucleotides. It is a transcript of the gene ccnt1, whose product is annotated as cyclin T1. Bases 25 to 2112 code for a protein of 695 amino acids. Gene Ontology annotation, molecular function: cyclin-dependent protein serine/threonine kinase activator activity. Lineage: Eukaryota; Metazoa; Chordata; Actinopteri; Cyprinodontiformes; Rivulidae. The record is from RefSeq and is a predicted model, not a curated record. Gene Ontology annotation, biological process: positive regulation of DNA-templated transcription, elongation; regulation of transcription by RNA polymerase II. Gene Ontology annotation, cellular component: cyclin/CDK positive transcription elongation factor complex; nucleus. The transcript has 9 exons.
UUUAAACUCUUGUCCUUCUCAGUGAUGGCGGCUUCGUUUGGGUCUCUCCCUGCCAGCAGUAACAACAAAUUUUACUUCACCCGACAACAGAUCGAGAACAGUCCAUCUCGGAGAGCAGGACUGGACCCGGAUAAGGAGCUGUCCUACAGACAACAGGCGGCGAACCUGCUGCAGGACAUGGGCCAGCGGCUCAAUGUAUCCCAACUCACCAUCAACACAGCGAUUGUGUACAUGCAUCGGUUUUACAUGGUCCAGUCUUUCACCAGAUUCCACAGGAACGUUAUUUCUCCGGCCGCUCUGUUCCUCGCUGCCAAGGUGGAGGAGCAGCCCCGGAAGCUGGAGCAUGUCAUCAAGGUGGCCCACGCCUGUCUCAACCCUCAGGAACCGUCUCCAGAUGUGCGCAGUGAUGCUUACCUGCAACAAGCCCAAGACCUGGUCAUUCUUGAGAGCAUAAUUCUCCAGACCCUGGCUUUUGAGAUCACAAUUGAUCAUCCUCACACUCACGUUGUCAAGUGCACGCAGCUCGUUAGAGCCAGUAAAGAUCUGGCACAAACAUCAUACUUUAUGGCAACCAACAGUCUGCACCUGACCACCUUCUGCCUUCAGUAUAGUCCGCCUGUUGUGGCCUGUGUGUGCAUCCAUCUCGCCUGCAAAUGGUCCAACUGGGAAAUCCCAGUGUCUACGGAUGGCAAACACUGGUGGGAGUACGUCGAUUCCACUGUUACCCUCGAGCUGCUAGACGAGCUCACGCACGAGUUCCUUCAAAUCCUGGAGAAAACACCCAGUCGACUGAAACGCAUUCGCAACUGGAAGGCUGGAGGUCAAACACCAAAGGUCAAGCCAAAGGUUCAAGAAGAGGGCGAUCAGAGGGACACAAUAAUCAACAUGAUCUCUAUGGCCUCAUCAGAGAGUACUGUGGCAGGUCUUAUGAGCCUCUCAGCUCCACCAUCUACCUCCUCUUCCUCGUCCAUGGGUGACAAGGAUAGGGGAGCGCCUGGUGGUGCUCAGACGUGGAGCGGAAAAGGCCAGGCUGGAACUGAGCAGCAACAGCAGCAGCCCAAUAAUGAGGUCCACACCCCAGCCCCAGCCAAAGUAUCACUGAGUGAGUAUCGUGUGAAGAAUGCUGAUGUCCUGGCAGCGCAGAAGAGGAAGCUUGAGAACAUGGAGGCCAGCGUGAAAAGAGAAUAUGCUAAUGCAGCCCAGGCUCUCAUUGGCCAGCAGCAGCGGAAGGAGAAGCAGCAGCAUCAUCACCAGCCGUCCAGCUCCUCUUCCACCGCUGACAUUAACCCCUCACCCAUUAUUCUUAAAAUUCCCUUAGAAAAGGAGAGGUACGACCGGGCUCUGAAACUGCGUUUCCCAGCAGCUGGGGGUGGCAGCAGUAGCGGGCACGGUGACGCUGCCCGGGGUCAGGACUCAGACAUUAAAGUGAGAAUACGAGUGCCUGAAAAGCAAAAGGGAAUUUCAGGAGAGGAGGGAAAGAGCAGAGACAAACACAGGGACAGGGCCAACCAUCACCACCACCAUCGUCACCAUCACCACCAUUCCUCCUCCACUGGUGCUUCUCUUUCCUCCUCUUCACACAAACAUUCAUCUAGUUCCAGUGGGGUGCCAGGAAGCAGCAGAAAAGCCCCGAGCGAGUCCUCUAGAUCGGGCUCUUCAUCCUCCUCCUCGUCCCGAAAGAGGACACACACCCAAGAUCCCAUAGCAGGCUCCCACCCAGCUCCUAAAGUCAGCAAGGCCUCUAGAAAUCCCUACCAGUUACCGUCCCUGUCUUCCUCCUCUGGACAAAAUGUGGGUCACGGUCCUGACCUUCUGCCUUCUCUGGGCCUUCCCCACAACCAAGGAACCUUUUCACACUCUAAAAGUGACAAGACAGACACUAACGGGCACGGCUCGGCAGGGGGAGGCCAGUCCAACGAGUACCAGGAUACUUUUGAAAUGCUGAACUCGUUACUGAGCGCACAGGGAGUCCAGCCGUCCCAGCCGUCCAUGUUUGAGUACAGGUCUCAGUACGGGGACUACCGGUAUGCUGGUGGCUCCAGAGGGAACAACUCCAGACCCCCACCUCUACCUUCAGAACCACCUCCCCCUCUUCCACCGUUACCCAAAUAAUCUGGUGGUCAGGACCCAUUAUUAUGUGCUGUACUUGAAAUUUCAAACACCCAUUUUGUUACAUAACACUUUGUACAAUAUUCCUUUUUUAUUUUUAUGAAUAUACUCGCCUAACACUUUGGUAGGUGAAGGUGGAGAAAUGUACUGGAAUAGAUGUGGGUUUUUUUUUUUUUACAGUUUACUUGUGAGGCAAUAAUGAGGUUUGUAGACCUAAAAUUUGAGACACAAAAGGCUUCAAGAAAAAUCUAGAUGUUUUUCUUCUCAAUUCCAAUGAAAUGUGAUGGUGGGGAUUCAUUCAGAAUGAAAUUAUGUUGACUUAACAGAUCUGAACUGCCAUCCGGUACCUUUAUAGGUUUCUGAACUGUUUUUGUAAUGAUUUUAUAGUAUGUUAUUUAUUGAGUGGUUUUAAAAUAACCUAGUCUACCUUUUGAAGGUUUCCUUGUGUUCUGUAGGCAGAGGGAAAUGUUUUCAUCAAGACUGUACAGGCUAGUUUGACAGUGCACGUCUCCAAAGCCAUCUUUUUGUUACUUUGUUUAAAAGAAGAAGAAAAAGUUUUAUUCACUGCAUUAUUUGGUUAACCUGUACAAAGAUUGUAUUUUAAAAGUUAAAAGCAAAAAUAUUUUUUACCUUUUUGUUAAUGACAAUUACAAAAAAAGGCAAUUUAAGUAAGCAAGCUUGUAUGUUUCUCUUUGGACUCUGAGUGUUGCAGUCAUUGUUUUAAAUGGUUGUAAAAUAUCAUAUUCUGUUCUUUGGCAAAUACACUAGCUUCAUUCAUCAGAUCCAUGUUCAAAAAUCUCAACAUAUCAACCCCAAGUGGUCAUUAUGAAGGACUUGUGUUCAAAAAGAAAACCUUUGUCUUUAGGAACAAAAUGAGCGUUCUGUGAUGUCACCAGGUGAUCGAGCAAAUGGAACUGAACUGAAUUUAUGAACGACUUGAUCUCUUGCAGUGAGUGCUCCUUGUGAGCCAAACAAACCUGUGUCGUGGGUUUUGGUCACCUGUUACGUCUCAGUAUGCAAAGGAAUAACACAGUAUCAUGAAUGAGACAUGGAGUUUUAGGAUGUUUAAAUUUCUCAUAUAUAAUCACAGUAUAGUUUCAUAUUAAAAAAGUGUUGGAUUUUAAUCUUCAGAUUGUUUAUAAUUCAUGGUUUGACCAUCAGUUCUUGCAAAAACCUUUCCAUUUUUGUAUGAUCAAGCAAAAUCCUAGAUGGCAUGCAAGCUAUCAGUAGAUCAUCUUGAGCAUGAUAUAUUUGAGUAAAAUCGCUGAAGAGGUUGUAUGUCGGCAAGACAAUUGGGUAUCACCUGUACAUUUCAGUCAUUUAAUUUUUAUAUGGGUUUGAUUGUAUAAUCACUGCUCUUAAUCUACCAUUCUUUCAUUUUAUUAUUUUGAACCUAAAAUGGUUGUAAGCAAUUUACAGCAAUGCAGUACAAGAAAUCAGCCAUACAAUUGCAUCUUUUACUCCCGUGAUAAAUGGAACAUGUGCUGCAAAAGAAAGGUUUGCUCAACAGUUUAGUUGUAGCUGUUCAGUUUUUGGUUGUAACAGGGAAAUGGUUGAAUGCACUGAAUAUUUAUCUUUGUAGGUUUGCCUACAAUGUCAAAGUGUUAACAUGUAUACUGGUUAAACCUUUAGAGUAGUUUUGAAAUAUUGUCUAUUUCCAAAACACAAGAUGACUGGGCAGAAAAAAAUCGAAGUAUUAAUGUUCUUUGGGAAGAUUAUGAAAAAUCAUUUUUAUAAUAGGACCAUAUAUAAGAAACAACAAAAGACACUCAUGCAACCUAACAAUGCAAAAAUCACAUUUACAAUAGCUAAAGUUUCACGUUUCUUCUUGUCUUGGUGUUUUUAUUGACACUCAGGUCUGUUUUAUUUUUCAUUUGUUCUAUGUGAACACUGUUCAUUUUUAUAAU